Molecule: messenger RNA, 1496 nt
Organism: Erythranthe guttata (spotted monkey flower)
Lineage: Eukaryota; Viridiplantae; Streptophyta; Magnoliopsida; Lamiales; Phrymaceae
Gene: UPM1
Product: urophorphyrin methylase 1
Biological process (GO): siroheme biosynthetic process
Molecular function (GO): uroporphyrin-III C-methyltransferase activity
Source: RefSeq, a predicted model, not a curated record
UCUGCUAAACAAACCUUAACAUUUCCGACACAACCCAAAAACCCUUGUUCAAUUCCCAUGGCUCUCGUUAGCAGAAUCCCAUCUUCUUCCCCAACACCAAUCCAAUCAAGAAACCCCAAACCCUCGAACCUCAAAACAGUUUUCACCGUCCACUGUGUGUCGAACUCGCAAAAGGCGUCACCUUUUACAGAGAAGCAUUCAAUCGAAAGGUACAACCGUGACAGCUGGCUGUACAACAAUAAUCAGCAGCAGCAGCAGCCCACUCCGUCGUGCCCGCUUCCUCCCGAUCAGGAAUUCGUCAGGGACUACGAUAUCGGAAUGCAGAUUCCGGAGCUGAGGAAAUUGCUUGAUGUUCUGAAGGAGAAAAGAGAGAGCGAAAAUGGGGCCCGAAAACCCGGGCCCGGAAAUGUGUUCUUGGUGGGUACGGGCCCGGGCGACCCGGAAUUGCUGACGAUCAAGGCGAUGAGGGUUAUUGAGAACGCCGAUCUGUUGUUGUACGAUAGGCUGGUUUCGAAUGAUGUGUUGGAUUUGGUGGGGCCCGGUGCUCGGCUUUUGUAUGUUGGCAAAACUGCUGGCUACCACAGCAGAACUCAGCAGGAGGAAAUUCACGAGUUGCUUUUGAGCUUUGCCGAAGCGGGAGCAAAUGUUGUGAGGCUUAAAGGUGGCGACCCAUUAGUAUUCGGAAGGGGUGGAGAAGAGAUGGACUUUCUUCAACAACAAGGAAUCGAAGUAAAAGUCAUUCCAGGUAUAACGGCAGCCUCUGGAAUAGCAGCAGAACUAGGAAUUCCACUGACGCACCGUGGGGUGGCGAACAGCGUAAAAUUUCUCACUGGCCACUCGAGAAAGGGAGGGAAAGAUCCUCUUUUUGUGGCGGAAAAUGCUGCGGAUCCCGAUUCUACCCUUGUUGUGUAUAUGGGGUUGUCUACUCUCCCUUCUCUUGCCUCUAAAUUGAUGUUUCAUGGUUUGCCCGAGGACACACCGACUGCUGCCAUCGAGCGUGGAACGACACCUCAGCAACGUAUUGUGUUUGCUGAACUGAAAGACCUAGCCGAUGAAAUUGCGUCGCAAGAGCUAGUUUCGCCGACUCUGAUUGUGAUCGGAAAAGUCGUCGCUCUUUCACCGUUAUGGCCACAUCCCGUUAGAGAAACUCCUAUAUUGGUCGAGUCCAGAUAACAGGGUUACACAAGAUAGAUUUGAAAUGUUCUAGAACCAGUCGAGUCAUCCGAGAGUUGUUUCUUUUGCUCUACUUUGAACUGCAGAUUGAACAAUCGAGAGCCUCUUUCGUUGUACACUUGCCCCCGUGCGGAUUUGUUAGUAGGAUUAGAUGGAAAUAUUUUGUAAUAAAGAUUUUGAUUUAAUUAUUGAUAUUGGAACUGAAUUUUCGAAUUCCGGUUCCGAUUUUCUCGACGUUCCUGGAAAUAUUUCUGGAAAUUGUGUUUUUCUUUUUUCUUCCCAAAAGUUGCAUAUUAAAUAAUAAAUAUGUAAUUAGUUUUUCA